AUGGACCAAGCCGACAUCCCCGCGCUGCUGUCGCGCCUCGGCAGCGACGAGGAUGCGGUGCGCAAAAUGGCCGUCUUCAAGCUGCAAAACUCCAUCAACGACCCCGCGUUCGCCGACGUCUUCAUAUCCUCGGGCGGCCUCGUCGUGCUGCGCCGUCUCAUCAUGACGUCCCUCGGCAACACCCUCGCCUACACGCUCCAGAGCUUGACGCGCCUGCUCGAAGUCGAUAUGGGCUGGGAGAUCUUCGAGACGCCCACGGCCACCGACCUUGUCGAACGAAUCGUCGAGCUCAUCGUCACGAACCCGCUGGUUAACAUCCUCAGGGGCGCCAUGGCCAUCCUCGUCGCGCUCGUCAGCCACUCCCAGUCAAGCGCCACUGCGAACUCGCCCGGUUCGGUUCCUGGCACGUUCGGCUUUCGCGCCCUCCGGCCUGCCAUCGCAGUGUACCCGCAGUUCUUCGACCUCGUCGUCCAGCAGCUCCAGAGCGCGGACCACGCAUUAUGCGGCAACGCUCUGAUGCUUAUCAACGCGCUCAUCCGCGAUGCCCUGUCGAGUCCGGCCGGAGAUGCGAAUGGCUCGGCCAACGGCGCGGGUGGCAGAGAAGACUGGGCUAAGCUGGUCAAGCGUCUGCAAGAUCUUGGCUUGAUACGGGCGGUGUAUAAGCUUAUGCAAAGCUCGUCACUACAAGAUCUGGCCGUGCCGAUGCUCGAGUUUCAGUCUCUGAGCAAGCUACUCAUACGCAAGUGGCGUGAAGUCAAGGUGGACCUGGACCGGCCAGAACAUCGACGGUCGCUCAAGAGCAUACACCUGACGAGUGCGCCCGAACGCGCUGCAGUCAAUGGAACGCCCAAGGAGGAGAACUCGGAGACAGGCAAGAAGAAGCACAACCCCGAGAAGUGGCGGAGGCUUGGCUUCGAGACCGAGAGCCCAGCACAGGAGUUCGAAACGGCGGGAUACUUGGGCAUGAUGGACUUGACGGACUAUGUUCGACGGCAUGAUGACGCCUUCCAGAAGCUGCUGCUUGAGCAGGCAACACGGCCGGCUUCGGUCCGCUGCCCAGUCGCGCGAGCGAGUCUGGCGGUGACCAUGAUCCUAUACGACCAUUUUGAGGUUGACAAGACCGACCUCGAGGACACCAAGGGAUACCAGGGCGUAGAGAUGAAGGACCAGGACAAGCUGUUCCAGCCGCUGUUGCUGCAGUGGUCAAGGCUUCACGCGGCCGGCCUCCAAGGCUUCUUCCGAAUGUGGAAAUCCACAGCUGCCGAGGUCGACGAUUUCGACAAAGUCGCUGAGCUGACACGUAUACUGAUUGAGCAAGUUGUCAGUCAGUCCACACGGACAAAAGACAUAUUGGAGGUGGAAGACGACAUGCACGAGUACGACAUCACCCGCCUGCGGAACCUGCAGCUGGAGCUGCUCGAGUUGGCAUUCGAGGAUACAUGGGGCGAGCACCUGUACCAGGUGCGCGAGGUGCUCAAACAGGAGGCCCUCCAGUUUGUCAAGGAGCAGCGAGUGCGCUGCCUCCUACAGGGGUCGUGGUUCAGCAGGCAGACUUUGAAUCGGGAUGCCAAUGGCGACGGCGGCAACAAGACGACAACUUCGUGGCGUUUUGCCAAGCUGUCACACAACCGCCGGUUCCUUCACUAUUGCGACUUCGAGCAGCAGAUGGCGCAGGACCCCGGCUUGGACAACCUGACUGAAAAGAUCGACCUCGCAACCAUAAGCUCCGUGGUGUCCAACGUGUCGGCGCCGAAUGAGGACGCCAAGAGCACGACCAGCUCGUCGACGGUGCAGAAACUGAGCAACAACCCGAAGGCAACAACCAAGAUUACCAUUUUCCGAUACGUCGAACCGUCAGAGGCUACCAACGGCAGCGAAGCGAAAGAGCAGCCGAUGCUGACGCUUUGGCCGAUGAGCCACAGCCUGGCGUCAGAGUGGCUUGACGGCCUCCUCAUGUUGCUCAACCAAGCGCCGAUAACGGCUGAGACUAGUAAGCUCAUCAACUUGGUCAGUGACUACGGCCUAAAGAUCCGGCUGCUCAACGUCCGGAUGGACUCGUCGUUCGAGGGUCCGCCUCCGGGGGCUGGGGUGGUACCGAGCAGAGCGGGGCUGGAUGAGGACUACUUUUUCGAGGUAUAA
Purpureocillium lilacinum is the source of this 2139-nucleotide messenger RNA. RefSeq lists its product as uncharacterized. The record is from RefSeq and is a predicted model, not a curated record. NCBI's taxonomy places the organism in Eukaryota, Fungi, Ascomycota, Sordariomycetes, Hypocreales, Ophiocordycipitaceae. Gene Ontology annotation, cellular component: plasma membrane. Gene Ontology annotation, biological process: actin filament organization; cell motility.